Molecule: messenger RNA, 777 nt
Organism: Thelazia callipaeda (thelaziosis nematode)
Lineage: Eukaryota; Metazoa; Nematoda; Chromadorea; Rhabditida; Thelaziidae
Source: the annotation of a GenBank genome assembly
AUGAAAAUUUUGAACGUGUUUCGAGUUGAGACGGAUUCAGCUUGGACCGAUAUGAUGGAUAUUCAGUUAAGCGUCACUCCACCAAGUCAACCGCGUGAAAAUCCAUUUAGUAGCAUAUUCCGACGAAAACGUCAAAAUUUCGGGGCUCUUCCGUCAUUCUGCAUGUGUGAACCACCAAAACCAGUUUGCCCUCCAGGCCCUGCAGGACCACCAGGUCGAGCUGGUGAAGAUGGACCACCUGGACCACCUGGACCACCCGGACAAGAUAAUAAUGAAAGUUAUCCACCAGUUACUUGUCCACCACAAGAUACAUCAUGUAUCAAAUGCCCAGCAGGACCAGCUGGAGCACCAGGACCAAACGGUGCACCAGGACCCGCUGGACCAGAUGGACCACCAGGAUUACCUGGAAGUGGAGGUAAUGGUGGACGGCCUGGACCGCCAGGCCCACCAGGUAAUGCUGGAGCACCAGGACCAGCCGGUGCUGCAGGACCAGCAGGCCCACAAGGCAGAGAGGGUACACGUGGUAGGGGAUUACCAGGACCAAAAGGAGCACCAGGCUCAGCAGGACCUAUGGGACCACCUGGGCCAAAUGGACUCAGAGGUGCAGAUGGAGCACCAGGACCGGCGGGACCAGAAGGACCUGCAGGUACUCCAGGUAUCCCAGGACCCGAUGGAAAUCCUGGUUCGCCUGGUGGAUCAGGUCUUCCUGGAAAUGAUGCCGCUUACUGCCCAUGUCCACCACGAUCUGUCGUUUAUCUUAGACGAUUCUCGCAAUAA